Molecule: messenger RNA, 2516 nt
Organism: Fimicolochytrium jonesii
Lineage: Eukaryota; Fungi; Chytridiomycota; Chytridiomycetes; Spizellomycetales; Powellomycetaceae
Exons: 7
Coding region: 312-2234 (640 amino acids)
Source: RefSeq, a predicted model, not a curated record
GCGCUAAUUUCAUAUUGGGAAGAAAAAAUAGUCAUAUUAUGCUAGCAUAAGGCCCGCCUUUUUGAACUUCCACUUGGCAGCUCUGCUUCCCUUUUCACGGGCUAGCACCCACUGAAGAGCAGAAAAACAGGGAUCUUUACAACGCUGCUCCACUGCAGCUCCAGAGCUUCCCACUCCCGCUCGAAAAGUCAAGGAGUGCAGCAAGCGUCCUCAUCCUUCCUCCCUCCCAGACAUUCCCUCUGGUCCAGCGAGGUCAACUGAACCAGCCGUCCCUUCAUUCGCACCUCUCACCACCGCAAACCCCACUCGAUAUGCAACGAAGCCAGAGCUUCUCCCGCUGGGAUACCGAGCCAAGGAAGGACGGAGCUGAAGCGUUCCGAGGCGGUCAGGUGUUCGAGGGUCAAGACCUGUUGGACGCUCAGAGUGGGACAGGUGCUGAUGUGGGUGUUGGGUAUGCUCAGGGGUCGUCGGUCAGGAAUACCUCGACAAGACCCACCCCUCGGCCGCAAGACCACACCUCCGCACCCCUCUCUGCUGGUUCUACAACCGACAAGCAAACAGCCAUCCAUGAAGAAGCCCAACGCAUCGCGCGACUUAACCCGGAUGCGCCGGAGUUUGCGCCUGUUUGGGGUGCUGUUGGCGCGGGGACUAGAUCUACGGAUGAACGCGUGGCGAGGAAGGAGAGCGAGUGGGGUGGUGCGCCGGGUGUCCAGGGUGGGUGGGGGUGGCAGGCUGGGAAUACCGCACCGAUGACCACCACCACCGCACCCGAGACCCAACAGGGCCUCCCUGCGAAAUCACUGAAUUUGAGCUCGUACACUAUCCCGUUGAAGUCGAGGCCGAGUGAUGAACCGGGGUUGAGGAGGAGCCAGUCGGAGGGACAUAUGGCGCCGGCUGCUGAGGGGGGGUCUCAGAUGAUGCUCGGCAACCAAAACGGCAACCCCCAACGGCAAGGCUACAUCCCCACCUCCUCCCCCAUCCACGACACGCUCGUCUCCCGCGUCAAACACCUCCUCGAGCACCAGAUGCGCACUAACCUCGCCUUCGCCGAAGCCGUCGCCGCCGAGUACGGCCGCGAGCUCGCCAUGCGCGCCGAAUCCCAGCGUCGCGCGUUUACGAACGAACUCAACCGUCGCGCGCAGGUGUCGGAUAUCGUUGUGAGGAGACGGAUUAUGGAGGCGAAGGAGGCGAUCACGAGGGAGUUUGAGGAUCGGCAGAAUGCCGCGGAACGGAGGGGGAGUAUGGGGGGUGUUGGGGUGUAUGCGGAGGGGAACGUGAACCCGGUUGUGGUGAACACCCUCCAGAUGCGGAACGCGGAUCUGGGUCGGGAGGUCCUUAUCCUGCGCACCGAACUCGAUGCGCAGCGACAUGAGAGCCAGAGGUGGCAGAAUGAGACGAUGCGGCUGCAGGCGUUGCUGGAGAAGAGUGGGUCGAGGCAGGGAUCGGUUACCCCGUCCCAGCAUCAGCAGAAGGAGGCGCAUGCGGAGUUGGUGGAGCUGUGGAGGGAGAAUGAGGGGUUGGGGAGGGCGAAUAGAGCGCUUCUGGCGAGGAAUGAGGCGUUGGAGGCGCUGGUUGGGGGGAUGGGGAGCGAGUGGAGGGAUGUGGCGGAGCUUCAAUGCCCCCACCAGAUGAGCGCCACAUCGGUCCAAGGCAACCCAAAAGGCAGGGACAUCACGCGAAGCGAACAACAUGAAGUAUCGGAAGACCCGCAGUUGAUCAACAUCGAAAUCGAGGAUGAAAACGACGAAGAACAAGCGCAGGCUGAACCCGAACCGGAAUUGUUUACGGCUGAUGACGGCUCUCACGCCGGCCAGUCGCAGAUCCAGUGGAGGUCUUCGAGGGAGGCUGGAGAUGGGUUGAAGGGUGAUGGUGCUGGGAACGAUACCCGCCAGAAAAAUCCGUCCUACAACCCGCGCUCCAGCUUCACUCAGUCCGAAGCCUUCACCUACAACGCGACAUCUCCGCCGUUCACGCCUCACUUUUCCAUGACGUCUGAGAACGGAAAUGCUCACAAGACCGAAACGACUGAGGCGGGACAGACGUCAGCAACCCAUCCAUCCCCCUCAGCCAAGUCAACCUCUAGCGCCACCGCAGCACCCACAAAGACCAUGUACACCCGAGAAAUGGUCGACAGCGUCUACGCCUCUGCCCUCGGGUUUGCCAAGAACAGUUCAUCUGCACCGGGGUCGUCGGCUGCCCAGGAGGCUCAGAAUACGUUCUUUGGUUUCGCUUGAGAACAUUGGCUCACCUCGAACAUCUGCGCCAAGCCGGCGUCUCUACGCGAAGAUCUCUGGAAACUCCUCCACGGACGCACCCCCGAAACCAAGAUCUGCGAUUUUCCUCGUAUUACUGAACAUGGACGACAAAACAGAGAAAAAAUCAUAAAUAUUUGUGAGCCUGAUCGGGGUUAUUGAGUGGGGGUGCCCGUUUGCUUUUUUGAUGCGCUUAUGGCUUGCUUUGUACGUAGUGAUAUAUUUGUGAAUUAUGAAUGUAUGUAUUGAGUCAUGGGACUCCUG